AUGCGGCAGUUUAAAUUAUCUUCCCUGGCCACGUUCGCUGCAUGUGGCGCUCUCAUUGUCCAGGCAGUGCGAGCUCCUCGAGAUGUCACUCAGGGAAGUGAUGCUUCUACCACUCUCACCACGGCAGAGCGGCAGUCGUCGCUGAGUACAACAACGGCAGUUAUUUCUUCAACAGAGGAUGGCGCAACGGGUGCUGAUUAUACAACUGGCAACAGUGCAACGAUAACCAGUUCUGCGACUGGCGAUAGUGCAGCAGCAGCCAACUCUACAUCUGCCGACAGCACCAGGACAACUGUCACCGCUCCCGCUGUGACAGGUAACAGCUCCUCCGCGUCGAACGCCAGCACACCGACCUCUACGACCAUAGCAUCCGCGCCGCUGAAUACGUCCGCGGCUGGAGAUGGAGGGAAUGCAACGAGCGCGGAUCACCUUCCGCUUCAACCCAAGAUCACUCCAGGACUGGGCGUUGCUGGCGUUGUUCUUAUAAUCUUUGGGGCAAUAUAUGGGUUCAUUGGGAUCCGACAAUCAUGGAUACAUGUGUUCCUGUCCGCGGCGUUCUUAGGGGGUCUGGCAGUUUCUGUGAGUGGUCUUGUAAAACUGCUGGAGUUAAUUAUCACUGAUAAUGAAUAUUCCAAGCUCCUGGUCAUCUACCUUAUGAGCCUUCCCGUCAGCACUGGGAUACAGGGAGGUUAUGUCGUUGCCGCAAUUCUGACUGGUGCCGUGCUCGGACUAUUCUCUAUAGCCUUUACAGAGUGGACAGAAGGACUAGGCGGUCUCCUAGGAGGGUUUAGUUUUAGCAUGUGGCUUCUUACCUUGAAACCGGGGGGCCUCCUCGAAGGGACUGGACCCAAGGUCGGGCUUAUCUGUGCGCUUUGCGCGGCCUUCUAUGCUCUGUCCUUUAUCAAACACGUACGAAUCUAUGUGUUGAUCGCAAACAUUGCCUUCUCGGGAGCCACGGCACUCAUGUUGGGAAUCGAUUGUUUUACGCGAGUCGGUUUGAAGGAAUUUUGGCUAUAUAUUUGGGAUAUCAAUGACAAUGCAUUCCCAACGAGUACUUCGACGUAUCCAAUCACCCACGCACUCCGUGCAGAAACGGCCGUGAUACCUGUGGUGUGGCUCUUGGGUGUCCUGUCCCAAUUCAGGUUUUGGAACGUGAUCAGCCAACGUCUGAAAACCGAGGAUCAAAUACGAGAUGAAGAAAGACUAAGAGAGGAAGAAGCCGAUGCCGAGGCCGGGAAACGUAUGGGAGAAAUCACUGCGAGGGAGUUAUCAGAGUGGGAGAGGAUGUACGGUGGUGACCUUCCCAGGAGAAAAGUCAAGGGAGUGUUGACUAUAAACAAGAUUUCAGAACCAGAAUCAGGGUCAGAAACGGACAUUUCGGGUCAUGGACAAGAAGAGCACUCGGCAAUAGCAUCCACGGGGCGAGAAGAUGCUGAUGAUUCAAAGCAAAAUUCUACUCGAGAUUACGCAUCAGAUCUCAUCUCAAUUCGAGGAUCUGAACUGAAUGUGCUUCGCGCAAGAUCUCGUCAAUGGUUUGCGUCUAGGAAGCCAAAUAUGAGUAGUAGUAUUCUCGCUGGCCCGUUUGUGAACUCGAGUGGUUCAAUUUCAUCCGUCGCAGGAGUUAAGGAUGAAUAUGAGUGGAGUGUCACAUCAGAAGACCAUCACGAUUCAAAGCCGAAAGAAGCUACGGGGCAGCAAUCCAAAGAAAAUCCCAAGUCUCUGGAGGCACAGCAAAUUGGUGAUGAUCAGACUGAACAAGGGCAGGAACAUGUGUCUGUUCCUGUAUUUGCAGAACACAGUCUCACGGAUUCACAAGGAACCGGUCUAGCUUCAGCGCUACCAGAAGCUAACGGCGAGAAUGUGGAAUCGCAAGCGGAAGAAUCCCCGCAAGAAAGGUCGAUCAAUCCGAUUGACAAGACAGUGCCGUCUCCAUCGAAGGCAGGCCAGGAGCAAGAGACUGAGAAGCAAGAAUUAAAGGAGGAAACUCUGAAAAGAUUUUCUGCACACAAGACUAGAAUUGGCUCAUCCUACCGAACCUACGAGUGGACUAAGCAAGUCCCUGCCGGGGAGUCUCUGGAAGCUGAGCCGAUUCAGCCUCUUAGCACUGGUUCGUCAGAGACACUACUGUCGGAUGAAGCCACUGUGCCAGUGCAUGUCGAUCAACUGCUCCAAACGCCAUUGAACGCUGCACCUCCUCCUGCUGGUCAACGUCAUGCCUUGACUGGAGAAGAGGCAUUCAGAUUAAACAAACAUCGUCGACGGUCCAAUGCACCCAAGAGCUCGUCUCACUCUCGGAAUAGAACAUGGGACUUCAAGGAUUCCACAACCCCGAUCCUUGGCCAUAGGCACCGUCCUGACAUGCAUUCUCGAUCGGUUUCCCUUGGCAAGCUUCCUCAGCCUCCCACGCAGCAGCGCGGCUUUCGAAAAACGUCUAUUCCGCAAAAUACGAAUACUGUCUCCCCGAGACAACAAGUGGUAGUAGACAAGUUCAAGGGGCCUGCAUUGCAAAGCUCUCCUUCACUCUUGGACAUCCAGGACAGUAUGGUGCGCAAUAAGUUGUCCUCGAUAUCGUUGCCGCAGGACCCUUGGUUUGCCAACGGCAAGUCCGGACGGCUACGUAGCAGAUCUUUCGCUGUCACAUCACAACCUCUGGGGAGUCCCGCCCACAAUGAAAGUGCUGGUAAUGUAGCCCUUUCACCGCGUCGAGCCUCGAGAGAGAGGCAGCAGCAACUGAUGACGCAGGCCUCGCAGGCUGCUUAUGCACAUCAUAAGCGGAGGCUAGAACGGCGCCCGGACCCCACCAUGCUUGGGACACCCGAUCUCAUCGCAUGCCAGUCGUCCUCUCUGGGUCAAACGCCGCGGCGUCCACAACAUCACAGUUCGAGCUUGGUGGGCAGGCCGCAGAGCGAUCCGCAUAACGAUAUGCACCGGGAGAUGAUGCGGCGGAUGCAAGCCAGGGUAAACGAGAAUCCGCAGAAAUAA
Molecule: messenger RNA, 2982 nt
Organism: Monascus purpureus
Lineage: Eukaryota; Fungi; Ascomycota; Eurotiomycetes; Eurotiales; Aspergillaceae
Source: the annotation of a GenBank genome assembly